Messenger RNA from Diaporthe amygdali, 936 nucleotides. Its product is annotated as 54s ribosomal protein l17. The transcript has 2 exons. The record is from RefSeq and is a predicted model, not a curated record. Gene Ontology annotation, cellular component: mitochondrial large ribosomal subunit. Gene Ontology annotation, molecular function: structural constituent of ribosome. Lineage: Eukaryota; Fungi; Ascomycota; Sordariomycetes; Diaporthales; Diaporthaceae. The coding region runs from base 1 to 936 and encodes 311 amino acids.
AUGCCCGUCGAGACGAACGUCACCACCCCGCCCACCGACCCGAAGCUCGUGCCGGAGCUCAAGACCAACCACCCGAAGAAGCUGCACAGCCUGCGGGCGGGCCUGAUCCUCUCGCGGCCGCCGCUGCUGACGCGCGAGCAGACGCCCUUCGAGCAGGCCUUCUACCUGUACCAGAAGCGGCUGAACGAGCGGCUGGCGACGCCCUUCUCGCGCCGCUUCUACUUCAAGAAGGACCAGCCGGCGACCAUCGACUUCGCCAUCAAGUGGGCCGAGCGCGGCCACACCAUGGAGCGCGGCAUCGGCCGCGUCACGCGCUCCGGCAAGUGGGCCUGGGACGACGAGCUGCUGCUCGGCGGCCAGGGCGAGGCCCUCGCCGACGCCGGCGCCCUGCGCGAGGCGCUCUACACCGAGGCCGAGAGCCGGGUCUCCGAGGACGGCGAGCGCCUGAGCUUUGACGACCGCGUGCGCAUCGAGAGGCCGAACCCGCGCCGCACCGAGGCAGACCGCGCCGGCGACGUCAGGAGGCUCGACCGCGCCCUCGACCGCACCCUGUACCUGAUCGUGAGGAAGGAUGGCCUGUGGCGCUUCCCGCAGGAUGACGUGUGGCCGGACGAGGGCCUGCACGAGACCGCCGCGCGCGCGCUGACCGGCUGCGCGGGCGUCAACAUGAACACGUGGAUGGUGGGACGCGUGCCGGUGGCGCACGAGCACAGGGAGCCCGUGUACACGGGCGGCGAGAACGGCACAGAGCGGCGGAUCAAGGCGUACGGGCGCGACAUCUUCUACCUGCGGGCGCGCAUCAUGGCCGGCCAGGUCGACCUGGCCGACAACAAGUGGGGCGUCACCGACUUCAAGUGGCUGACCAAGGACGAGCUGGCAAAGGCCAUCAACCAGCAGACCAUGCGGAGCGUUAUGAACUCCAUGCCGGCGCGGUAG